Glossina fuscipes is the source of this 1400-nucleotide messenger RNA. RefSeq names its product general transcription factor IIH subunit 2 (gene Ssl1). Gene Ontology annotation, cellular component: transcription factor TFIIH core complex; transcription factor TFIIH holo complex. Gene Ontology annotation, molecular function: zinc ion binding. The record is from RefSeq and is a predicted model, not a curated record. Lineage: Eukaryota; Metazoa; Arthropoda; Insecta; Diptera; Glossinidae. The transcript has 4 exons. Gene Ontology annotation, biological process: nucleotide-excision repair; regulation of transcription by RNA polymerase II; DNA-templated transcription. Bases 115 to 1374 code for a protein of 419 amino acids.
UUUUAGUUGUUACGGAGCACAGUGAAUGCUUUUCUAAUUUUUCACCAUAUCUUUAAGCACACUUCAGUUUUAGAAAAGGAUUUGGAUGAUUUGCAUGAAAUCUAAUUAAGGAUAAUGGAUAAUUUAGAUGGUGAAGAGCCUAAAGAAUAUCGAUGGGAGACCGGCUAUGAAAAAACAUGGGAAGGUAUUAAGGAGGAUGAUGACGGCAUACUGGAUGAUGCCAUCGCUGAAAUUAUACAAAAAGCGAAACGUAAAAGGCAGGCUCAGAAAACUAAGCAAAAUAAAUUGGGCAUGAUGCGACAUUUGUUCAUAAUAUUAGAUUGCUCUGAGUCGAUGUCUGUUCCUGAUCUUAAACCAACAAGGCUUUUAUGCACCUUAAAAUUGUUGGAAAUUUUUAUUGAAGAGUUUUUCGAUCAAAAUCCAGUUAGUCAAAUGGGUUUAAUUGUUUUGAAAAGCAAGCGGGCUGAGAAAAUUACUGCAUUAACGGGGACCGCCAAACUGCAUUUAAAUGCAUUAGAAAGUUUAAGCAAAAUUAGCCUUUCUGGUGAACCUUCCUUGCAGAAUGGCUUAGAUUUAGCAUUGAAAUCUUUAAAAGUUGUGCCCUCUCAUGCCUCUCGAGAGAUUUUAGUGAUUAUGGCGUCUUUAACUACAUGUGAUCCUGUUGAUAUUAAUGUUACAAUUGACAUUUUAAAAAACGAAGGAAUACGUUGUUCAGUAAUUUCUCUAUCUGCUGAGAUAUACGUUUGCCGGCAUCUCACACAACAAACUGUCGGUUUAUAUGGUGCCGUACUAGAUGAUGCUCAUUUUCGCGAUCAACUUUUGGCCUACAUCGAUCCUCCGGCAGCUAGUCAAACACAAGAGAAUUCACUUAUUAAGAUGGGCUUUCCUCAUGCUCGCGCCGAUGAAAGUAAAGAUCCCCCACUUUCUAUGUGCAUGUGCCACAUUGAAAAUCCUGAGGAGCCAAGUAAACUAACAUCGGGUGGCUAUCAUUGCCCACAGUGUUUUAGUAAAUAUUGCGAGUUGCCGGUAGAAUGUCAAACAUGUGGCCUCACCUUAGUUUCGGCACCACAUUUGGCUCGUUCGUAUCAUCAUUUAUUUCCUGUACAACAUUUCGCAGAACUUGCUUACAAUGGCCAGGCAGCCGUAUGUUAUGCCUGCCAGCGGCCGCUGUCUGAAUCUACCAAUAAGUUUGUAUAUCGAUGUGAGAUCUGCACGCAAAUCUAUUGCUGUGACUGUGAUAUUUUCAUACAUGAUACUUUACAUACUUGCGUUGGUUGCAAUACCAUACCGGGCGUAAUGGCGCAAUUUUAUAACCGGAAACCUCAACCGCUACCGAAUAUGGUCAUAGGCAACUCUUUAGGUCAAAGGUUUUAAAAGAAAUUUCACAGCGUGAUUUUAAA